AUGCAAACAGCCAAGGCUCCGUCGUCAAGGAAACCAAAGCCCAAAUCCCCAGAUGUGAAGAAGAGCGCCACCAAGCGGCAGGCUGGUGCCAAGCCAAAGGCAGCUGCGGCAUCAGCGGCAGCAGUGGGGUCGAAUGGGGGCAAGCAGGCAGUUGCAGCGGCGGCGGACAACGCGGUGCCGCCAGCGGCGGCAACAGCAGCAGCAGGCGAAAUAGACGAGCUGUUUGGAAAGCUCAAGGGCAAGGCCAAGGCCAAAGCAGCUGCGCCAACAGCAAAGCCUGCCUCCAGUACAGCGGUCAAGGAAGCCCCCAAGGCAAAGGCGAAGAGGUUGGAGGGAAGCAAGGACGACAUCUUUGGGACGGAGGCUGCCGCCGCACGCAACCGCACCGAGGAGGGCUACGCAAUCUACAGCGAGGCGGAGCUGGGGCUGUGUAAGGCGGGGGGCACCACCGACAAGUGCCCCUUCGACUGCGACUGCUGCUUCUGA
Molecule: messenger RNA, 486 nt
Organism: Chlorella variabilis
Lineage: Eukaryota; Viridiplantae; Chlorophyta; Trebouxiophyceae; Chlorellales; Chlorellaceae
Exons: 3
Coding region: 1-486 (161 amino acids)
Source: RefSeq, a predicted model, not a curated record